Saimiri boliviensis boliviensis (Bolivian squirrel monkey) is the source of this 1185-nucleotide messenger RNA. NCBI's taxonomy places the organism in Eukaryota, Metazoa, Chordata, Mammalia, Primates, Cebidae. The record is from RefSeq and is a predicted model, not a curated record.
GCUUCCACCUGGGCCAGUGGGCUUCAGUCUGUAGUGACUGCAGAAGGAGGAGCAGCUCCUUUUGUGCUCUCUUCAGGUAGUUGUAUCUCUCAGCGCUUGUUGGGUUUCCCAACCUAUUAAAUUAGCCAUCUGUUUUUGACCCUCCCAGACAAGUCAACUCAGGAGAGGCAGCAGGGUGCGGGCCUUGGCCCGAGCCCCGGCUGGGGCCGGGCUGUGGGGUGGCCAGGUGAGCCGCCGGCAAGACCAUCUCUGAAAGUGCGGCAUAGCCUCGGCCUAGGGCAGCAGGAGUGCCUGGCCAUCACUGUGAGCGGAGGCACAGGUGGCAGCAGACAGGAGUAGAGGCGCCCCAUGGGGAACAUACUGAGCUGCUGUGUAUGCCCCAAGGUCUGCCAAGAGUCGGACCAGGAUGAGGGGUCAGGGUGUCCUCCUGAGUCUAAAAUCUGUGAGGCAGCAGCUGAGGACACGGCAGCAGCUGAGGACACGGCAGCAGCUGAGGACACCGCAGCAGCUGAGGACACGGCAGCAGCUGAGGACACCGCAGCAGCUGAGGACACGGCAGCAGCUGAGGACACCGCAGCAGCUGAGGACACCGCAGCAGCUGAGGACACCGCAGCAGCUGAGGACACGGCAGCAGCUGAGGACACCGCAGCAGCUGAGGACACGACAGAAGCUGAGGACACCGCAGCAGCUGAGGACACGACAGAAGCUGAGGACACGGCAGAAGCUGAGGACACGACAGCUGAGGACCUGACAGGAGCUGAGGACACCACAGCAGCUGAGGACACGACAGAGGCUGAGGACACGGCAGCAGCUGAGGACACGGCAGAGGCUGAGGACAUGACAGAGGCUGAGGACACGACAGCAGCUGAGGACACGGCAGCAGCUGAGGACACGACAGAAGCUGAGGACACGGCAGCAGCUGAGGACCCGACAGCAGCUCAGGACACGGCAGCCCCAGCGCCCACGGCUGCUGCUGUAGAACCUGCCGAGUUGACUGUUGAAGCUGGUGAGGACCGUCCUGUGCAUGACAUCUGUGAUGGGGAGAUGCCUGAAGAUAGGGCUUUGGAGUCCGACCCUUCUGAUCAUCCAGGAGCAAAGAAAUCUCAAGCAGAUGCACAAGAAAUAGGAGAAAACAGCGAUACAAACCAUCCUAUGCUGGUUCAUCCAGCCAAAUGCAAUAAGUAG